AGACUGUGCCUGAGGCUCUGACAGCUGCUAAGAAGCCAGCCAGCAAAAAAGGAAAGAAGCAGGAAGGAGGUGGUCCUGUGGUAGAAGAUGAGCAGCACCAGUACAAGAUCCAACUGCCUGACUCAGCCAGUAGUGAAGAGUGUACUGGUGUAUCGCAAUGGGGACCCUUUCUUUGCUGGACGCAGGGUGGUCAUCCAUGAAAAAAAGGUGUCCAGUUUUGAUGUCUUUCUGAAGGAGGUGACAGGUGGGGUUCAGGCCCCCUUUGGAGCUGUCCGAAACAUCUAUACCCCUCGGGCAGGCCACCGAAUUCGGAAGCUAGACCAGAUUCAGAGUGGGGGGAACUACGUGGCAGGGGGCCUGGAAGCCUUCAAGAAACUCAACUAUCUGGACAUUGGAGAACCAAAGAAAAGAUCAAUGGAAGUUGUUAAUUCAGAGGUAAAACCUGUAAUCCACAGUAGGAUCAACGUUUCAGCCCGCUUUAAGAAACCACUUCAGGAGCCCUGUACUAUCUUCUUGAUUGCUAAUGGAGACCUUAUAAGUCCAGCAUCACGCCUCUUCAUCCCUAGAAAAGCUUUGAGUCAGUGGGAUCUUGUACUUGAAAUGGUCACAGAGAAAAUAACUUUACGGAGUGGAGCUGUGCAUAGACUUUAUACUUUAGAAGGAAAACUUGUCCAAAGUGGGUCAGAGUUGGAGAAUGGACAGUUUUAUGUAGCGGUUGGCAGAGACAAGUUUAAAAGAUUGCCUUACAGUGAUUUGCUUUUUGAUAAAUCAACAAUGAGAAGACCUUAUGGUCAGAAAACCUCUUCACUGCCUCCAAUUGUUGGAUCCAGAAAAUCUAAAGGAAGUGUAAAUGACCGUCAAUCUAAGUCAACUAUCGGUUCCAGUGACAACUCCUCCCCUCUGCCUGCUAAGAGAAGGGGAAAGAAGGAAGAAGUUUUGAAUUCAGAAAAACCUGGUAAAGCGAAACGAAGCACAAAUCCAAAGACUCCACCCUCUGUAUUAAUGCCACCAAACAAUGAUAAGAAAACAGACCUGAGCAGUAGAAUUACCUGGCUAAAAAGGAAUGAAGGCAUUUUCAAAGCCGGAACAGAGAGAUCUGAAAUGGAGGGGGCUGCAGAAGUACAAGAAGAUGAAGACACUCAAGUUGAGAUUCCAGUCGAUCAGAGACCAGCAGAAAUAAUAUAUGAGGAAGAAGGUGGAGGGAAAGAAAAUGAGGAUAUUGAAGAAGAGAAGGAAGAAGAGAAGGAAAAUUUGUCAGGAAUAAAUGGUGAUCCUGAAGACAAAGAAGCGGAAGCAAGUCCUAAACAAGGGAAUGUUGAUCCCCCUAGAGUAAAUGGUGGCACAAAUGAAGAAAAUGGUGAGGAAUUGGAUGAGGUUAACAAUGAUGAGCAUCAUCAAGAGCAAAAUGAAGAGAUAACAUUAGCAAAAGGUGAUGGUGAUGGUGAUGGUCCGAAGGAGGAUGAAUCAGAUCCUCAAAGACCACCAAGGCCUGAAGUUAAAAUCACUAGUCCACAGGAAAAUGAUAACAAUGAACAAAACAAGGAGUAUGCUGCUGUGGCAUAGAUGCUUAAAAAUGUGGAUUAUAAGAAAAAUUAAGGAUUUCAUAUGAUACUUGAAUUUUAAACACUGUUAUUUGUGGUAGUUACACAUAAUGUGGCAAUAUGGAUGAAAAAUUCCAAAAUUAUAAUGAAGAAUGGAAAAAAUAAUCAUAUUAAUAUCUAUUUCCCCACCUGGUGUUUGUUUUUUUUAAACCAUCUAAAAGAGUUAAAUAUAAGAAAUUCGAAUGAGCUUCUCUUGGAAGAAAACUGACUCUUUCUUCUUCCUCUGUAAUAGGGUACUAAUCAUAUUUGAAUAUGUUUUAAUGUGCCCUGACUUUAGAUUUUUAGUAGUAAGAUUGUUAAGUGACAGAAUAUUUUUAAAAGUCUUUUAAAAGGCACAGAAUAUUUUGUGAAUUUUAAUGGAAAAAUGUAUGUAAUAUUCCUUAGGAUAAUAAACUUUAGAAAGUGUGAAUUGCAAUUCAUUUUUAGAUGUGUAAUUUCAAGAUGUCAUUAAAAUCAAGUAUUCUUUCUAGAUGCUUACAUUUCCUUUUUCCUUCUUCAGCCAAACUUUCAUUACCUUUCUGUUAUACCAAGCUAAGAUGUUUAUUUUACAAGUAGGAGUCCUUACUUAUCAGAGUGUUAUAAGUGUCAUAUCAUAUCACGAGGCCUCACUCUUAAAUCCUUUUCAGGUAUUAAAGUCUUGUAGGCUAGAUGGUACCUAGCAUAAAAGCUAGAAGGAUUUGGAAUUAAGGAAGGAAAUCAAUUUUUUUUUUAAAAGUCAGCCAUCUACAUUAUUUUCAACAUCAUUUGGUCUGCGGAAAUUUUAUUCAUCUUGUAGAAUUUUUAUUCUGCCAGCCCUUAUCAAUC
Molecule: messenger RNA, 2405 nt
Organism: Antechinus flavipes (yellow-footed antechinus)
Lineage: Eukaryota; Metazoa; Chordata; Mammalia; Dasyuromorphia; Dasyuridae
Gene: DCDC2
Product: doublecortin domain containing 2
Exons: 11
Coding region: 88-1563 (491 amino acids)
Biological process (GO): intracellular signal transduction; cilium assembly; dendrite morphogenesis
Cellular component (GO): microtubule; microtubule organizing center; kinocilium
Source: RefSeq, a predicted model, not a curated record